AUGAAUGUUAGUUUCUUUACUAUAGUAGCCAUUUUGUGCCUUCAAACUCUAUCUACUUGUAUCAUUUCUAAUAUUGGACAAUAUAUUUAUUCAUUUUAUCUACAAACAUACGCAUUUACUUCGAAUGAUAUAUUAAAUCUCACUAAUGAUACUUUAUUAUCGUCUGUCGAUGAUUUCAACAUCAGCAAUAAAGAUCCAGAACAAUGUUCGAAUAGUGUAUCGAAUGAGGCAGAUGCUUGGGCACAACAACAAUCAGCUGAUCUAUUUUCCAAAAUAGGUUUAUGGCGUAGUGGUCCAAUGAUUAUCAUGACAUGCAUGCUCGGUUUGUACAUGUCUAGAUUAGGCAAACGAUUUGUUUUAAUUUUAUCGAUGAUCGGCAUUGCCAUGCAAGUUUUGAUUUGGUUAACUAUCAUUUAUUUUCAAUUACCAGAAUACUGGUGGUAUGUGGCUGGUUUUAUUGGUGGUUUAACUGGUGGUGAGGCAGUUCUGCAUCUUGUACUUAAUCUAUUCAUUAUUGAUUGUACAAAGAAAAAUGAUCGAUCGACUCGUUUUGUUCUUCUUGAAGCCAUGACGACGACUUUAACAGCUAUGACAGAUUUUGGAAUCGGUUACUAUAUCGCAUGGAAUGGUUUUGCCGAUCUAUUAUGGGCUUCAUUCAUAUUACAGUUAAUAUCGAUAUUUGUCGUUUUUUUAUUCUUCAAUUAUUCCUCUCCUGCUACUGUUGUUUCUUCACCCAAUCAAACGACUUCUCCAUUACUAUCAUUGACAGAAGGAAAUAAUGAUAUCAGAACUAAAGAAUCAUGUUGUUCGACAAGUAGUUGCAGGAAGUUUGCUGAUAUUUGUACUGUUUUUUGUCGUCGUGGACGAUCGAAAAUAAAAUCAACUAAUAUCUUGCUCACUCUUUUCGCUUAUAUCUUUUAUUCACUCGCGUACACUGCUAUUUUGUCAAUCUUUCUAUGGUAUCAAUUGGAUGCUCCUUUCUGUUGGUCAUCGACACAAAUUGGAAACUACGAUGCUUUAGCUUCUAUUACUUGUGCAAUCUUUAGUGUUCUUGGAAUGAAAUUAUUAACGUAUGUAGGUGCUAACGAUGCAUUUAUUUGUGCUUUAAGUCACGUCUUCUUCUGUGGAUUAUCGAUUUGGUUUGCUUUUGCACGACAAAGUUGGCAAUUGUAUGCGAGCUUGUUAAUUAGUCCCUUUGUGGACUAUCAAAAUUCAUUAACAUGGUCAAUGAUGUCUAAAUGGUUGGAACCAAACGAGUAUACUAUUGUAUUUACAUUGAUUACAAUCAUAUAUACAAUUUGUUCGAUUCUGGGCAAUUCAUUUUUCAACUGGAUCUAUGCGUUAACUGUAGUCGCUCUACCAAAACUAAUGUUCCUGCUUGCAGCUGGACUUUGUGUUAUUCCAUUUAUUCUCAAUAUGUAA
This is a messenger RNA of Adineta steineri, 1422 nucleotides long. The record is from the annotation of a GenBank genome assembly. Lineage: Eukaryota; Metazoa; Rotifera; Eurotatoria; Adinetida; Adinetidae.